Molecule: messenger RNA, 636 nt
Organism: Peronospora matthiolae
Lineage: Eukaryota; Oomycota; Peronosporomycetes; Peronosporales; Peronosporaceae
Source: the annotation of a GenBank genome assembly
AUGGAGAUGAAUUCUCUGGGUGGCAGCAAGUAUCUACUGCUGAUCGUUGACGAAGCCAGUGGAUGCAUGAAGGGCUUCUGUCUACGUGUGAAGUCGGAGAGUGAAAACUACAUCACACGAUACAUCACGAUGGUGCAAGCGCAGUUUGGCAAGAAGGUCAAGCUCGUCCGACACGACGGAGCCCGCGAGUUCGCAACCAACUCGCUUCAAGAAUUCUUCGAAGAGGAAGGCGUUGAGCAGCAGACGACGGUGCCAUAUGCACACCAGACCAACGGCACGGCAGAGCGCGCCAUUCGGACUAUCGUCACAAUUGGUCGCAGCAUGCUCCACCAUGCUAAGUUGGAAAAGUGCUUCUGGGCCGAAGCAGCAAUGACGGCAAUCUACGUCAAGAACCGUCUGCCGUCGCCUAAAGUUAUGCACAAGACUCUGUUCGAGAUCUUCCACAACUCCAAGCCAAGUGCCAAGCACAUUGACAUAAAGUGUCAACACAUCCGUGAUGAGGUCAAGCGCGGUGAAGUGAAGCUCAAGUACUGUGAAACUUCGGUGAUGUUAGCGGACAUCAUGACGAAGGGACUUCAUGGACCACGCCACAAGGAGAUGACGACGGAUCUCGGGAUUCGUGAGCAUUCGGAUUGA